Eufriesea mexicana is the source of this 363-nucleotide messenger RNA. RefSeq names its product ADP ribosylation factor-like 6 (gene Arl6). Gene Ontology annotation, molecular function: GTPase activity; GTP binding. The record is from RefSeq and is a predicted model, not a curated record. The transcript has 2 exons. The coding region runs from base 1 to 363 and encodes 120 amino acids. Lineage: Eukaryota; Metazoa; Arthropoda; Insecta; Hymenoptera; Apidae.
AUGUCAGGCCAUGAUCGUCAUAGAUCGUUAUGGGAACAUUAUUAUAAAGAUUGUCAUGGUAUCAUUUUCAUAAUUGAUAGCAGCGACAAACUACGAUUGGUUGUUGUUAAGGAAGAAUUAGAUAUGCUUCUUCAGCAUCCAGACGUAGCUGGUCGAAAAAUACCAAUUCUCUUUUUGGCAAAUAAAAUGGAUUUGCCAGAUUCUUUAACCACGGUUAAACUUGUUGCUGGACUUGGUCUCGAUCGUAUACAGAAUAAACCUUGGCAUAUACGAGCAACGAAUGCAAUUACUGGAGAAGGCUUACAGUUAGGAAUUGAAUGGCUUACAGAUCAAAUUCGUGAUAUAUACAUUAAUAAAAGAUAA